AGCAAACCCGCCCGUACUCCGAACCUCACCUCUACUCUCAAUUCGAUAUUCCAGUCCAAUUCCGACAACAAUGGCUGGAGGCUCCGAAAACACAGGCGCUCGCGUCAAACACGGCUACCACAUCGGCGAAUGGGGCAACCCCUACGAAGGCGGUGGCCAAAAAGGCAAAGGCACCAUCACGUAUGCCAUGAGCGCGAACCGACAACGACCGAUGGCUGGUGUGCUGUCGAAGGGCCCGUGGAACAUGUUUAGACGGACGAGGAAACAGAUUCUUUAUGUGCUGCCACCGUUUGUGGCGGCUUAUGCGGCGAUGCAUUGGGCCGUUGAGAGGAAUGAGUAUUUGAACUCAAAACCCGGGCGCGCGGAGUUCGCCGAUAGCGAGGAAUAGAUGGGAUACCCGUCCGGAAUAUGGAGAGAUGUUGGGGAUCUCUGGUCUGGAGGAGAAUUCAGGGUCCAGCGGGUGUCAACUGGGCGAGGUGUGUUAUCGAUUAGAGCGUAGAUCUUCCGCCCUGGCCGAGGUCUUUUCAACAACGGAACAGAUGUCCACGAUACCUGCAUUCGAACCUCGUGGAGAAGAUAAUUAGACCUUUUCACUUUCG
Messenger RNA from Lindgomyces ingoldianus, 599 nucleotides. Its product is annotated as UcrQ-domain-containing protein. Gene Ontology annotation, biological process: mitochondrial electron transport, ubiquinol to cytochrome c. The transcript has 3 exons. The record is from RefSeq and is a predicted model, not a curated record. NCBI's taxonomy places the organism in Eukaryota, Fungi, Ascomycota, Dothideomycetes, Pleosporales, Lindgomycetaceae. The coding region runs from base 71 to 388 and encodes 105 amino acids.